AUGUAUACUCUAGUAGGAAGAAAUCCCGAAUCAAGCUAUCGAAAGUUGUUAGUUUUGGGUGAACUACUCGGCUUUUUAAGCGUUGUUUCCGUUGGUUUACUAUUCGAUAAACGUGUUUCUACAAAUACAUAUGAUUGGCAAACAAAUCCAUUCAGUUAUCAUCCACUAAUGAUGACUCUCGGUCUGCUGUUUUGCUAUGGAAACGCAAUGCUCUUGUAUCGAACAUUUCGAACAACACCAAAAUUAAUUGUUAAAAUUCUUCAUGCCAUUUUUCUCUUGGUGUCAUUGGCUGGUGGACUUAUUGGACUUACUGCGAUCAUUCGAAGUAAACAACUUGGCAAACGAUCACAUUUCAUGUCUUACCAUUCAUGGAUCGGUUUAAUUACAUUGAGUCUCUUCGUUCUUCAAUGGAUCUGCGGUUUUAUCUGUUUCUUAGUCCCACAGUUGAGUUUAAAUGUUCGAAAAGCGUAUAUGCCAAGUCAUCGACUUUGGGGCAAAGUCAUAUUUCUCUCGGCUGUCGUCGCGAUUCUAACCGGUUUAUCAGAACAUGGUGUGACAUCAUCGUUUUUUGCAGCAAAUGACAGUCAACGUGUGCGACGUUUAAUGAUGAACUUCUAUGGCAUAUUCGCAAGUUUAUUCGCCUUGAUCGUUAUCUAUUUACUUUCAAACGACGAAUAUCAACGCCCACCAGAGAAAGACGCACAAACAUAA
Molecule: messenger RNA, 711 nt
Organism: Adineta ricciae
Lineage: Eukaryota; Metazoa; Rotifera; Eurotatoria; Adinetida; Adinetidae
Source: the annotation of a GenBank genome assembly